AUGACAUCACCAACGCCGACAGUUCAAAAGAAAUCUAAAAAGUCAAAAACCACUGAUCCUACUGUAAAACUUCCGAAAGCGAAAUUUAAUGUGCCGGACGAAGAGACAGGAGAGAAGCAAGGGGAAAUUGCAGCAAAGCCAGCCAAUGAAGAGGCAUCACAAAAGGAUCCAGUCAUCGAUACAAAGCCGGACAUCUUUCAGACAACUCCGCAGGAUGGAAUAAUCAUUGUAAAUUACCCCAACAUAAAUGCAAAAAAGGAAAAGGACUUACAUAUUCAUGAUACACUAGAUGCUUUAAAUGGUACGAGACGGGAGGGAAAUGCACCCCCGGAAAUGACGCCAGCAGCAAUUGAAGCACUAGAAAGAAUGUUUGGGAAAGUUCCUGACCAGAACAAGCCUAGAGGUUCAAAUUUUGGAAAACUGGCUCAAGAUUUUACGUUCCCGCCAAGGGCUAAGUCUUCCCCAAAUAAUUCUUCGAACACUAGUAACAAUGCUACGGCUUCAACAUCAAAAAACAGCGGGGACAAUAAAGAGAUAGACCAAGAUGACCUCGAUAAAAAAGAACGUGCUCGCCGUCGAAAGAGUAAUUUAAAUCCCUUUGCACCACCAUUCACUUUGUCUGCUGGCACGUCAGUAGAUGCUGAUAAGUCAAUUGACGCGUCGGAACAAAAACAUGACGAUGAUAGGAAAAAGAAGAAUGCAAAAAAAGAAAAGUUGAACCAUGAGAUGAAUGGCGACACAGAUUUAUCUUAUCCAAAGAAAAAACGUCGUCCGAGCCAACAACUUAUUACAUCAGAGGCUGCUCGGCAAAUUGAAGUUCCAUAUGGCUACACUCCAAACGGAUAUGAACCUAACGCAUAUUACAUGCAUGGCCCACAUACGCCUUAUCUACCCAAUCAUGUUGAGGGAACGAGUAUGCCUAACUGGGAAGAGUUUCAAACCAAGAUGGCUGCAGAGGUUACCAGUAGAAUAGAAUCAAAAUUUCAAAAAGGUGUCGAUACGCUUACAUCCGAGAUCAAAAAUAUGUUGGUAGAACAUAUAUCUGAAGAUUAUGGGGUAAGCGGAAAGAAGAAUGAUGAGGGAACUACACUACGAAAAUUGCAAGACCAGAUUCUUCAAGAAUUACGGAAUAAUCAUAAGGAAAUACGUACCACGUAUGAUCAACUGAUGCACAAGCACGAGGAAAUGCAAAACCGUCAUCUUGAUCAAGUUUCUUCUUUUCAAACAGCCCAAGACGGUGAUAUUCAAAAUUCCAUGUCUCAGCGUCAUGCAGAACUUCAAACCAUGCAUAAUAGCUUGAAGACUGAACUUAAAACUGGUCUUAAAGAAAUACAUAACGAAUACCUAAAGAUGCUGGAUCGGCAACAGCAACUAAAUAAUGACAUCAAGAAUUCACAAGUUCUUCAGAGUCGCCUUACUGAAUUAGAAUUCGAACUCAAUCAGUUGAACAUUAAAAAUGCACACUUGACAUCCGAGAAUUCAAGACUUCUUGAAGAAACGCAUAAUGCCAAGAUGAAAGAACGUCAAUACGAAGAAGGAAAACGUCAACAAGAAACCUUGAUUUCCGAAUUACAAACAGAGAUAUCUAAUCAUAAAGACAAAGCUUCUUGUGCUAGUAAGGAUCUUGAACUUGUACGAAGUACGGUGAGGUCGCUUGAGGCACAAAAGGCUGCACACGAAAGCCAUAACGGAAGUUUGGAAAACAAAAUACGUAAUCUUGAAGUACAAAUACGUAAUCUACAAAAUGAUAAUAAUAGUAUUUUUGAGGAAAAUCAGGCAUUACAACAACAGCAAGACAUAUGGC
Molecule: messenger RNA, 1804 nt
Organism: Racocetra persica
Lineage: Eukaryota; Fungi; Glomeromycota; Glomeromycetes; Diversisporales; Gigasporaceae
Source: the annotation of a GenBank genome assembly